UGAUUAUGGUUGCGGCACUAUGAAGACUGGUCAACCUGGAAUGGUAUUUCAAUACUAAAGGACUGGAAUUGACAAAUGUAGACCAAAAGAUCUAGAUCGGGAUAAAGUUAUUGAUGGACUGGAAUUACAGAACUCGUGGUUUGGGAACUGACAAAUUGUGAUCGGAACACUGAUGGAAUGGGAAUUGCAGACCAAAAUAAUUGCGUUUGGGAAUUUGAAGUAACUGGAUUAUAAUUUUGAUGCCGAGUUAUUGGUACAGAGAUCGAGUCAAUGGCAGAUUCAGCGGCUCCGGCUACAGAACGAGACUGAAGGGAGCUCGGCGAGGAGCCGGCCUCAGUGCGCGGUGGUCUCUAGGCGUUUAGGCCUGGCCCGCGUUGUUGUGGAUACGGAGCCGGAGCGGGGCGGGUCUGGCCUCGGGGGCGGAGUUGGAAACGUGUCCCGGCGGGAGGACGUGGCCCACAGCAAGAGCGGAAUUGGACUGGCUGCAGCCCCGGCUGAGCCCGAGGCCUGACACCAUGCUGGACUUCGCGAUUUUCGCUAUCACCUUUGUGGUGGUCCUGAUGAGCGCAGUGUUGUACUUGUACCCGGCAUCCAGGCAAGCAUCUGGCAUUCCGGGAAUGACACCUACAGAAGAGAAGGAUGGGAAUCUUCCAGAUAUUGUGAGCACUGGCAGUCUUCAUCAGUUCUUGGUAAAUCUUCAUGAAAAAUAUGGAUCCAUUGUAUCUUUCUGGUUUGGACGACGGCUGGUGGUCAGUUUGGGCUCCUUGGAUCUCUUGAAAGAGCACAUCAAUCCAAACCGGACGUCUGAUCCAUUCGAGACCAUGCUGAAAUCACUGCUAGGAUACCAGGCUGGAUUUGGAGGUAGUGUUGCUGAGAGUCAUGCAAGGAAGAAAGUUUACGAGGCUGCAGUGAAUAAAGCAAUCCAGAGCAACUUCACCCUUAUUCUGAAGCUAGCUGAUGAGUUGGUUUCAAAGUGGCUUUCGUAUCCUGAAUCCCAGCACAUUCCUCUGUGUCAGCAUUUGUUGGGCUUUGCCAUGAAGUCUGUCACACAGACAGCAAUGGGCAGUCGCUUUGAAAGUGAUCAAGAAGUAAUUCGCUUUCGGAAGGACCAUGAUUUGAUUUGGUCUGAGAUCGGGAAAGGAUUUUUGGAUGGAUCACUCGAUAAAAGCUCCCCCAGGAAGGAACAUUAUGAAGCAGCUCUUGGGGAAAUGGAAGCGACACUGAAGAAGGUGGCAAAGGAGAGGAAGGGGGAAAGCACCAGUCGCCAAGUGUUCAUGGAUUUUUUGCUGCAGGGUGACGCAAGUGAGAAACAGGUGCUGGAAGACAGUAUGAUCUUCUCACUGGCUGGAACUGUGAUUACAGCAAAUUUGUGUACUUGGGCCACAUACUUUCUGGCCACAUCCAAAUCGGUGCAGGAGAAGCUAUAUCAAGAACUAAACCAGGUUCUGGGGAAGGGCCCACUAAGUUUUGACAAGCUGCAGGAACUAAGGUACUGCCAGCAGAUUCUAAAUGAGACAGUCCGAACAGCUAAACUGACCCCGGUUGCAGCUCGUCUCCAGGAAUUGGAGGGCAGCAUCAAUCAACACCUCAUCCCAAAAGAGACUCUUGUUAUUUACGCCCUGGGAGUAGUGCUUCAGGAUGACGCUUCGUGGCACUUACCUUACAGAUUUGAUCCUGAAAGGUUUAAUGAUGAAGCAGCCAAGAAACAGUUUACAUUAUUGGGAUUUUCUGGAAGUCAGGAAUGCCCAGAACUCAGGUUUGCUUACACAGUGGCUACAAUUAUGUUGAGCACUCUGAUCAAGAAGCUGAACCUGCACCCCGUGGAAGGCCAGGUGGUGGAAAUGAAAUAUGACCUCGUAACUACCCCGAAAGAGGAGGCUUGGAUCACUGUUAGCAAGAGAACCUAGGCAUGCCCUAAACUCACCUGCCUAAGGAGAGAGCGAGUGCUGAUGGAGAGGGAACAUUUUUGGUAUGAUGUGGCUAUAGCUGUUAAGAUUCACACCAGAAACAGUACUCAUGCACCAAGAAAACUGCAGAUUCAGCUUCCAAGUCCUAACCUCUCACUACAAAUGCCUGAAGCUAACCAUAAAGUAAUAGUCUCAUCACCAGAAAGAUUAGUGCAGUGAGACCUGCUUAAGACAUCUCUUUGUAUCAGCACUGUAUUUUUUUUUAAAACUGGGAUCCUUGCAACUUUCAUAAGUAUAACAUGCACAAUGAGCUGGGAAACUAUUGUCUGUUUUGAGGAGCAAGAGUGGUGAAGAAGUGAUGACACAUAACUUGAUCAUGAUGAGCACAAUAGCAUAGAACAAGGUCAGAUUGGGGUGCGCGGCUACUUUUGUGAUCAGGGCUUCGGUGAGUCUUAAGGUGAGAUCAGCCCAUCUGAAGUAUAUGUUUGCCUUGCGUUUCCAGUGAUAAAGCCAAGUCAGGUGGUCCAAGUGAGCUAGUUGACCUUGGCCUCAGCGCACCUCCUUCUACUUCCAGCUUAGUUAAUAGAACAAUUGGUCAGGGAUCCCAUUCCAGAUUUCUGGGCAGGAAUCCAGCUGAAGGAGUGUGGCUGUAAAAAUGCAGCCAAAGUUCCAAUCGAAGUAUUUUUCUGAUAUCCGGCGCCCACAGGAAAUCCAUGCUUGCAGUAUCCCAGCGAGUCUUCACUGUCUGAAAAGGGAACAAAUCUCUCCUUGAAAACACUGUGGGACAUUGCAUUUGAUAUAGUUGUCAUGAGACCAGUACAUAUCAAGAGCACUCUGUAUGAAUUUCCAUAAUCAUUUAUCAAUAAACUUGGAGAAAAUA
Hypanus sabinus (Atlantic stingray) is the source of this 2787-nucleotide messenger RNA. RefSeq names its product cytochrome P450 20A1 (gene cyp20a1). The record is from RefSeq and is a predicted model, not a curated record. The transcript is spliced from 13 exons. Gene Ontology annotation, molecular function: iron ion binding; monooxygenase activity; oxidoreductase activity, acting on paired donors, with incorporation or reduction of molecular oxygen. Lineage: Eukaryota; Metazoa; Chordata; Chondrichthyes; Myliobatiformes; Dasyatidae. Gene Ontology annotation, cellular component: membrane. Bases 516 to 1907 code for a protein of 463 amino acids.